This is a messenger RNA of Cucurbitaria berberidis CBS 394.84, 3141 nucleotides long. RefSeq lists its product as uncharacterized. The coding region runs from base 1 to 3141 and encodes 1046 amino acids. The transcript has a single exon. The record is from RefSeq and is a predicted model, not a curated record. Lineage: Eukaryota; Fungi; Ascomycota; Dothideomycetes; Pleosporales; Cucurbitariaceae.
AUGGCCUCGCCGCCGCCCAUGUCGCAGCCAGCGCCCAUCCGAUCGCCCAAGAAGAGCAGUGACAACCUGCGCCAUCCGGUCCCCGACCUCCAAUCGCUGCAGGGAGCCUACGUUGGCAAUAUUGAACGUCUCGAGGAACAUGCCGAGCGCAUGAGUGAGCCAGGCUCGGAUUUGCAAGAGGAGAUUCGGAAGUCCUAUUCAGAGCUGAAGCGGUCCACCAGCCGGCAAUCCUCGGUCUACUCGUCAGCGCCCUUGGACGAGCCGACGCGACUAUUCACUACCCGAAGCCGUAACGUCUCGACCAGCUCACACGCUAACUCCAUCGUGGAUCUGAAUGGAGGGGCCCGGUGGGGUGGCUAUUCCCCCGGCGGCUAUGUCACGUCGCCUGUCGGCUCCCUCCACUCUAACUCCUGGUCGAAUGCUUCGACUAACAUACAGCGGCAACGCUCGGAGUCAAAGGCCUCGCGUCUUGGUCAGGUCAUGCACCCGGAAGAAGUCGAUGGCGACAUGUCACAAUAUCCUGCAUACCCUGGGUCACCCAAAUCGCCACGAUCCGCCCCGCUCGCCCUACACCAGGCCGAUUCCCCGCCACCAGCAAGCCAACGGACAGUCUCGUCCUUUACGAGAAUAUACGAUGAAGUCGCCGACGGGCUACCCGAAGAGCUGCGAAACAGCGUCAGACUAAGCCAACCACCAGAUCAUGUCCAACAGCAACACGAGGAAGACACCCAGUAUCAGUACGCUGGCCGCCAGCAAUUCCUGGAUCGGCCACCCACGGCCGCCUCGACCGAUACAACCCACCAAGCCCGCACACUAUGGCACGACUUCGAUGGCGCGCAUUGCGCAGAUACCGUUAUUGAGGAAGAGCCUGCACCUUCCCAUGGCAGUCACAGCCGGCACUCCUCCAACCAGUCCUUCCUAAUGAGAUCCAACCCCGAUGCUCCCGCCAUGGGCAUACCACCACCAGACGACAGCAUGGUUUUCUAUCCCGCCCCAGUACCGAGAAUGCUGAAUCUUCCGAAACGGCUGUCGCAGUUGCCGGCCGUAGGUGUACAAGCCAAGCGACGUACACAGUUACUGGAGUCAAUGCAGCAAGAGAAGAGAAAGUCUACAGCGUUGCUUGCCGAGAUGGCGGAUCCUCCAAAGUCCAACAACAGGAAAAGCCGGCAGAGUUUGAUGGCUCUUCCUCCGCAGCUGCGCGCGAGUGCCUAUUUUGACCAAAUUGCCCCUGCACAAGAUUUUGCUAUCAAAGGUGAAUCGGCUGAGGUUACUCUCGAAAGUAUUCUAGAUGCUUCUGCAAACGCCCCCGUCUCUGCAUUUACGGAUCAUCCAUUCGCGGGGCAGGUGGGUAAAGAAGUAUACGGCCCAGAGCACAAGCGCAGGACCUCAAAGUUCCCAGAGCCACCACAGACGCUACAAGAGACGAAGAGACGAAGCUCUUUCAAUGUUCUUGACACACAGCGCAACUCGAGUGGUGAUCCGUUGAACAAGCUGAAGAAGCGCAACAGCUCUGCCGAUAUGAAUCUACUCAUUGUCAAGGCGAGCGAAAGCCGGAUGAGCCUGGGCGGUGAGCUGGACGAACGUGACGAGCACGCAAGGGGCCCGGAAAAUGAGCAUGACACUACGCCUACGAGACGCUCAUUCGAGGACGACGAUGAUCGUGAUCCAGAUGAUAUGCAGGACGAAGAACCUCUAGAGGAAGAGGAAGAGGAGGAAGAACAGUACUUUGGUGCUCCAACGACCUUACUUGCCGAACUUCAGCUGCGCAAAGCGAAACAGAAGACUCGCAACAUGAAUUACGCGACUCUGGUUGAGCAAGGCAUGAUGACUUCUCAUAGGACUCUCCUCCAAAUGGAUGACAUGGCCGAGAAAGAGAAGCAAAAGCGUCUUAAAAAGAAGGUGCAUCUUGCCUGGGAAGCACAAGCACAAGAUGAUGAUGACUCCGACGACGAUGUGCCCCUUGGAGUACUCUACAAGCAGGGUGGUGGUCAAAAUCAGGAACCGAGCCAGCCUCUCGGCCUAAUCGCGCAGCGACAGCUGGAAGACAGUGAGCCGCUCAGCAGCCGCCGCAAUAGGUUGCGAGGAGGAGAUCCGACAAGAUCAAGAGAGCUUAGUCCCAGCAAACGAGGCAUGCAGUACCUAGGUGUCCCUACAACGACAACACCUGGACCCGAAUCUGAUGCAGAGGAAGGCGAGACUUUGGGUGAGCGUAUGCGCCGCCUCAAGGACAAGCAGAUGCUCGAAGCAGCUCUUGGGGAUGAUGUCCGUAAGAGCACGGUUAGUGGUGAUUUUGCUUCCGAGAUGUUCAAGAAGUUCGGUGUCUCGGAAGGUGAUGAAAAGAAGCCAGAGCGCCCUCAACCCACACCAUCUCCAGGUAUCGAAGAAGAAGAGACCCUGGGCCAGCGCCGAGCUCGACUACAAGCCGAGGCUGCCGCUCGUCCUGCCCGCCCGCAAUCGUCUAUGAGCUUGGCUGAUGUCCUCUCCGCCAAUCCCAUUGACUCCACAGACCAAGCCCGCACCGUCUCGAACGAAGCGUUAAUUUCACACCUGCCUCAAGGCAGUCUCUUGCACCAGAACGUCAUCGCUGAAGAACGUCGGAAAGCCCAGCGCCUGGCGCAGAAUUCGCGAACGUCAAGCUAUGGAAAUAUGGACCCGCUGCUACGCAAUGUUGAUGAUAAGAAGAUAAAGGAAGACGAAGCACUCGCCGCCAGGAUUCAGGCGUACAAGAAUAAAAUGGCUGGUAUAGGGCAGUCUCCGAACAUGAUGUACAAUAACGGGCAAAUGAUGGGUGGGCCCAAUAUGUCUUCGUCAAACCUCCCUGGCAUGAUGGGCAUGAACGGCAUGGGCAUGAUGUCCCAGCCCAACCUCAACAUGCCCAUGAAUACCAUGCAGCAACCAAUGAUGCCUAUGAACAUGGGCAUGAUGGGUAUGCAGUACCCACAAGGCAACCCCGGCAUGAUGCGACAGGGCUCUAUGAUGAACAUGCCAAUGAUGGGCGGUAUGAACAUGGGCAUGAACGGCAUGGGUAUGAAUGGCAUGCCAAUGGGAAUGGGCAUGCAGCCGCAGAUGAUGAUGCAGCAGCCCAUGGAUCCGAGACAGAGAGAUCAAAUUGAUCGUUGGGUGCAGGACGUUCGCCAUUGA